Drosophila busckii is the source of this 939-nucleotide messenger RNA. RefSeq lists its product as uncharacterized. Bases 62 to 835 code for a protein of 257 amino acids. The transcript is spliced from 2 exons. NCBI's taxonomy places the organism in Eukaryota, Metazoa, Arthropoda, Insecta, Diptera, Drosophilidae. The record is from RefSeq and is a predicted model, not a curated record.
UUCAUUACAACUUUCGGCAAGCUGUUUUCUAAAUUUGUAAAUAUUUUCAAUUUUUAAAAUCAUGUCUAUUAGUUGGAAAUUGAGAACACGACUAUUGCGUCUGACAGCGGACAGACUGCGAUUGCAGCAGCGUUCCAAAUACAAUUGGAGCAACUACGAUGCCAGCGCCGGCGAGUGCUGCAAGAUGAUGGACGAGGCCACAGCUCGUUGCAAAAACAUGAUAUGUGGCUACGCUUCGCGAACCAAUAAGUGUGAUUCUAACGAGCGUGCAGAGGAAAAACUGUACUCAGAUCAUUUGCUGGAGCUACUGUCCAGAGGACAUGGAAAAGAGCAUUGCGAACUAUACAAAAGUGAUUUGGUCGAGUACAAGCCUUCGAAUAAGAAUCGUCGCUAUCAACGCACCUGGGCAGAGUGUCCGCUUAUUUGGCUGCGCCCUAAGCAAACCUGUUGCUAUGAACGAGAGUUUUAUCCACCGAUGGAGCGACGCUGCAAGCAGCCGGAAAAGGAGCCCACAACAGCGGUCGAUGCGCAUAAAUUCCAAAUGGAUCUGCUUUGCAAGUAUUACGUGCCCAUGGGCCAAAGCUACAAGAAGCGAACGCGCUGCUAUACAAAAUCACCAACAGUUUGCGAAAGAAAAUGUGCACCCUUUCCAAGCUUUUCCGAGUGCGAUCCAGAGUGCAUACCACGCUUUUGUCCAACCGAAUGCGCCUGUAAAGUGAAGCCCAGCAUGUGCGAAAUGUGGCGCAGCUACAAUCAAAAUAAUGGCAUAAGGCACUGUACGGAGGCAAUUGUGGGCAACUGUAUUUACAAGCAGCGAUCGCGUCCAUUGUACUGAACAAGCAACUGACACACUUUAAUGCUGGCUCGUAAUUGUUGCAAGCGUGUGACACCAGCAGCAGCAGCAGCAGCAGUGCGCAACUAUUCGCGUGGCGGCAUGUC